Molecule: messenger RNA, 1892 nt
Organism: Drosophila subpulchrella
Lineage: Eukaryota; Metazoa; Arthropoda; Insecta; Diptera; Drosophilidae
Product: monocyte to macrophage differentiation factor
Exons: 5
Coding region: 143-1087 (314 amino acids)
Cellular component (GO): membrane
Molecular function (GO): pore-forming activity
Source: RefSeq, a predicted model, not a curated record
CGUGGGACUGGGAUUCCGAGUCCGCAGCCGCCUUUUUGCGGAUCCUGACCUCGGCAUCCGCGUCCACAUCCGCAUCCUUGGCAGACAUCCACCGAGCACAGCAUCCGCACUCGAAUCCGCGGCACCAAGUCGUCUGUCUACGAUGAGCACCAGCGAAGGGAGUGGCCACGCCAGUGGGAUCCGGAAUGGCAGUGGACAUGGGAAGGGCGAGGUCGAUGGUAACCUCAGCCUGAUGCAGGACCUGCAGAAUAAGUACGCCUUCCUUGAGAAUUUAUUUAGCAAGUUUUGGAAGUCCAUCAUCAAGUCGAAUUCCAAACUCAAGCUGCAGCUGCGCAAUGUCAAAUGGAAGAAUGCCAAGGCGAAGCCCGGCUGUGCCUACCAGCCAACGGAGAUUGAACAGGUGGCCAAUGUGAUUACUCACGGGAUUUGGAUACUGCCCGCCGUGUUUGCGGCCAUAACGCUGUUCGAACGCUCAUCCAGUGCCAGCCAGUAUUUGGUUUCCUGGGUCUAUGGCGGUGCCCUCUGCAUGCUCUUCACGGUGUCGACCUUCUUCCACUGCUCCUGCUACUGUGCCGAGCACAAACCUCCGAGCAAUGUCAAGGCCUGGCCCUGUCUGGGCUGGCAGACGUACCAGGGUCUGAAGAACGUGCUCCAUCGGUGCGACAGGGCCAUGAUCUAUGUGUUCAUCGCCGGCUCCUACUUCCCCUGGCUCACGCUGGAGAACACCGACCACUCGGCCAUACUCUUCUGCAUGGAGUGGGUCAUCUGGCUGAUGGCGGGCAUAGGCAUUGCCUACCAGCAGCUCUUCCACGAGCGCUACAAGUGCUUGGAGACGUUCUUCUACCUGGUGAUGGGCCUGGGACCGGCCUUGGUGGUGGUCUUUACUGGCCAUCACUUCCACGGGAUGCUGCAGCUAAAGUUCGGCGGCGCCUUCUACAUCCUGGGCAUUGUGUUCUUCAAGGCGGACGGCAUGAUACCCAUGGCCCAUGCCAUUUGGCAUCUCUUUGUGGUGCUGGCCGCCGGCUGUCACUACUAUGCCAUCCUGGUGAACCUGUAUCCCGAUGGCGAGGGAGCCAUCGGUCCGUGAGAACGGAAACGCAUCGAAUUUAGACCUUAGAGUACUUAACGACAGGGAUUCGAUGAUUUUGUCAGCCAUGAUGUGUAUAACGUAUUCCUAUGAUGAACAAGAUGUACCCGAGAUGUCUCUGCUCCACAAUUAGCCAAAUUUUUUUUUUUUUUUGCGAGCGAGUACGAAUAGUUGUAGCCAUUAGCAUUACGAACUAACUAAAUCGAAACGAUUCUUGUGAUCAGUAUCUGCGGUCUUGCCAAAGAUUCAAAUUGUGCGAGUGCUCAUGUCUCCCCAUCUAUCUAUCUUGAUAUUAUUAGCUAUAUAUUACUAUAUGUAUAUAGAUAUAUUGACCAUGUACCAGCUCCCGUUAUGGCCAUGUGUUUCUCAAAAGACUUUGAUCCGUACUCAAAAGGCGAACGACACAAAGAAAGUGAAAUUGUACAAAUAUUCGAAAGUUUACAACCUGAAUUACCACGCCCACCCCGCGCCUUUUGAACAUUAGAAGCCCGCCUAGCCUGCAUUACAUUAUACAUGUUUAUACAGAUUAUACAGAUAUACAAUAUACCAUAUACCAUAUACCAUAUACAGAUCUAGUUAGAAUUAAGGAGCCGAUCCGCGAGUCCAGCCCCAGUGGCCAGUUUCAUCGCUUAGCUCAGGGACUACUCGGUGUGUUCGCAGAUAGUGAAGAUGGUGGCGAUUAUAUAUACGCUUGAUAUUUUGGGGCCUGGCUCGCGAUCGGCGUAUAUUGCUCUCGCGGAAUUCUAGGCAUAUCCAUAGAACUCCGUAGAUGCUUGAAUAAAUGGUCUAUUUCCAAAAAAAAAAA